GCCAUGCACCAUUGAUAGGCUGUGAGCUGCUUCGCCCCAACACACGUGGGUAAGCUGCAUCAGCCGCCCCCAUUCGGUUCCUGAUACAGUCGCACCUACCUGAAAUGAUACACAACCUGACAGCUCUUUAGUGGACCUUUCUUUACCCUCAAAUUCGGGGUCAUGCCUGAUACCAAUACCCAUCAAAUCGCCCGUCAUGUCAGGUAGCCUCGAGGUCGCGGCGGGGAUCUUCGCCAUCAUCGGCGUAGCUGAUGUUGUUGUGCGAAUGGGUCGGGAGGUUCACGGUUUCCUACGCGACAUUGCCGGUGCGCCGGAAGAGAUUGACAGACUCUGUACUACCGUCAAAGAGACAGCCCUACUUGCCGAGAACGUGAAGCAGCUGCUCGAUACUCUGGCUUGCCGGAAACAAGCCGACGCGACAGAUCAGAUGAUAGCUCUAUUCGAGUCGGCGCUGAAGAGCUUGCAACGCGAAUUGCAGAACCUAAGGAUACUCAGUGCGAGAUUCAGAGGUGGGGGCAAGACUUGGAGUAGAGUGAAGUAUGUCUUGGACGAGCGCAAGAUCAGCAAGAUAUUCAACAAUCUGGAACGAUCGAAGAGUCUAUUAGCAAACUCUCUACAGGUUGCAAGCAGACAAAGAUCAGACCAUCAACACCAGGAGCUACUGCAAAGGCACGACACAGACCGGGCCACGUUGAUUCAAGGACAAGAACUUCUCGGACGUCUUUCGGUUCACCACUACCAGGAAACAAAACGGGCUUCGAAGAUCAUGGCAAUCACCCACCAAGAGCAAGUCAGCGAGCACCAAAAGACUCGCGAGGUUUUGUCUGCAAAGAUUGGCGACGCUAUUGCCGCCGAGUUUGAGAAGUAUCGCACACCUCGCGCUGGGAGAUGGAUGAGAAACGUCUUCUUCUUCGGGGAACGUCGCGACAUGAUUAUGGCUUAUUUACUUCUCGUCAAGCCCCACCUAGAAGCCGCAUUCAGAAACCUGCUGACCGAUGGAAUUGAUCGGUUUCCGCCACACUAUGUCGAUUGGUUACGAAACGAAUUCGAUCACCUCGUAGCAUCAGCGGCGCAGGAAGAAGCGACAAGACACCGAGGAUCGUCUGCAAGCACUUUUGACCGUUGGCAUUACUCUGAGGAAACAAUGCCACAUCACUCUGCGGUAUCCAGGCGUGCUAUAAAAGAAUCAGACAGCAAGCCUAAUACACCAGAAGCAGACUACGCGAACCUCUAUCUCAGCGCGCCGGUAAUCGCCGGUCAACGGGCGUAUACACAAACCACUCCUUUUGGAAGUCUACGCAUACAGUCUCCUCGUCGAGCGUUCAAGACUAAGUUCAAACGUCCAAACAAUGAGGCUAGUUUCACAUUCACUUGUGGUAUUGGCCAGUCAGUCCACGCCAUUCACGCCCACUUCCUACGUAACGCAGCGAAUGCGUCGAAUCCGGGGCUCUGCGCCCAGCUCAGUGUAUUCACAUUGGCGGAGUCUGAGACGCAUUACAACCAGCUCUUUGCAUCUGCUGGUGUCGAAGAGAUUGACGACGCAUUACGGAGAGGCGUUAUCUCUCCAUACGAGAUUAACCGAGAAGGAAGAAAUCUAUGUCUAUAUUAUGCAGCAGAAAACACACGCAUAGAUCUGCUCGACUACUUGGCAGGCCAAGGAAUUGGUGUAUCGAAUCUAAACCACGAUGUCAGUCUAGUAGCAGGUCUCUUCGUGCGCUCGAUAGUCGACGAUGACCGCGCACCAUUCGAGAGAGCUGUCGACUAUAUCAUCCCUCAGGUCUACGAGUCAUCUUCAUUCCUCUUCGAGACAACAAUGAACAUGCUGCUCUGGGAUUACUACCAAGGAAGACCGCGUUCUCUACUACGACAACAGAUACAAAGAUUGCAGCAAGAGGGUCUCAUCUCCGACUCUGUAGUUAUGAAUGACGACCCUUGGGACUGGCCUUCAGUAUCGAGCAUUAUGGCUCCACUCUUCGAAGUCGACGCUGCGUACAUCAACACGAUUGGUAGUCUUGGCCGCAACAGGAUACAGCGUUGCUACCGCGUUAUCGAUCAUGGAAGUAGUCCAGGAGACCCGGUCGCUAUCGAAGAAAUUGCCAAUGCGUUGAUAAGAGCAGGUGUCGAUGUCCAUCACCGCGACCAUGACGGUCUGACCCCGAGCAUGUACGCCAGACGCUGUGGCGCAUGGGACGGAUGGUGCAGCGCGCUUGCGAAGAAUGGGCUGCGCAUUGAAGAUGUAGUGAGAGAAGAAGAAGCGGAGUGGCUUUUGCACGAGGGUUGGAGGGACGUCAUGAAGGAAAAGCAUGGGGAGCUGGCGGUCACGGGGUAGCGGGGUACUGAUUAUCGCCUCUCAAUCCUAAGGAAAUGGUAUCGCAACGACGACAUCUAGUAGGCAGGUUCCCAGAGUUGUCAGUCGCAUGUCUGAAGUGAAGAAAGCUUCUAGCAUGGAUGUUAUACAGCGCAUGAAGUGAUGCAAAGACAGACCAAAGAUAGAAUAGCCUUUUGCAUUUCUUCAAAGCUCCAUGUGGGCAGUCAAACAUGCCGCCUGUGUCUCAGCGCAACAUAGCCUUUCC
Messenger RNA from Alternaria rosae, 2573 nucleotides. RefSeq lists its product as uncharacterized. Bases 197 to 2329 code for a protein of 710 amino acids. NCBI's taxonomy places the organism in Eukaryota, Fungi, Ascomycota, Dothideomycetes, Pleosporales, Pleosporaceae. The record is from RefSeq and is a predicted model, not a curated record. The transcript has 4 exons.